UAUAUAGCCGCGCGACAUCUCCUGCGUCCAGAGACCUUUCCUCUUCUUCCAACAUACAGUGUGUGUUGCUAUUUCUGUUCUCUUCAACCUAUUUUUGGUUUUACUCAAUCUGUGUGGCCGGUCCAGACAGUUGUUACCUUUUAAGUUAAUCGUAUAUUCUAAUAGUCUUCCUCCAUACUUUAACCACGACUUUGUUGAUCAAAGUCACCUUCAUCGUCUAACUUUUGCCUCACUACCUGACCGCCACUUCUCAAAAACAAAUACAAAAGACAGAAAUCAAUAUCAAAAAAUGUACGCUGCACGCUCUGUCAAGCCUAAGCUCUCUCUGAGCAUGUCUGCGGUGCAAAACGCACGCCCCUCGCUGUCGCUCAAGUCGCCCGUCGUGCCUCGCACGCCUGUCUCUCCCUCGCCAAUCGCCAGUCCCCAGGCAAGGAAGUUCUCGUCCUUGCAGCCUCCGGUAUAUGUCUACACCAACACGUGCGCUUCCAAGAGCAUUCUCAAGAAGAGCCAUCACGCUGGUGUCAUGGGCCCCGCCGUUGAGAAGCACAUUCAAUUCAAGGGCUCCCCGACUGUCCAUUGUGUGACGCCGAUCGAGAACAAAGACGAGUACUAUGGCUCGUAUACCAAGUUGACAAGAGAGGAACGGCGGUGGCAGGUACGCGAAUGAAGGGAAGAGACAAGCAACUAAAAAUCAUCUCUCUCUCUCUCUCUCUCUCGCCCUCAUUUCGCUCUCAAAGUGCUUUGCGCCACUCUAAGCGCGAAAUGACGCCUCCCCGUGACAGCGUCUGGCUCCGACUCAUUUUUUUGAUGAGAUACAUUUCUCACAGAGCUUCGGAUGAAGGACCAGCGUCCACCAUUUCCCUGGGAACGAUAACUGUCUUGCAGACGGUCACGAAUGACGAUGUGAUGUAUUGACGGAA
Molecule: messenger RNA, 920 nt
Organism: Penicilliopsis zonata CBS 506.65
Lineage: Eukaryota; Fungi; Ascomycota; Eurotiomycetes; Eurotiales; Aspergillaceae
Exons: 1
Coding region: 290-667 (125 amino acids)
Source: RefSeq, a predicted model, not a curated record